Nothobranchius furzeri (turquoise killifish) is the source of this 3484-nucleotide messenger RNA. The record is from RefSeq and is a predicted model, not a curated record. NCBI's taxonomy places the organism in Eukaryota, Metazoa, Chordata, Actinopteri, Cyprinodontiformes, Nothobranchiidae.
CCGGUCUUUGUAGUUUUCCUUCCCUUUAGAAUAUUAGUUGUGUGGUUGCUUUUCUUGUUUUUAGGUUUUACUCUUAGGUCAUGUGAGUUCCCUCCCUGAUUAAGUAUCACUUUCACCUGGUCCUCUCCCCACACACCUGCAGCUAAUCUGCCUCCCAUUAUGCCCCAGUGUAUUUAAGCCCUGUCUUGCCUCAGUGUCUUGUCGGCCCAUUGUUGUUUGACAGCGUUGUUUUUGGUGCUCUGUGUGAGCUUUGUGGCUUGUCCCAGGUUUUUAUGCUCUAAGUGAGCUUUAGUUCUAGUUUUCAGCUUUUGUGCUCCAUGUGAGCAUCCUGGAUGUCAGGACUUUUGGAUUUUUGGCUCGCUGCCUUUUGGAUAGACUUUUGUUCAUCCUGCAAUAAAAGGAUUUUUACUUUAUAUCAACUCCUGCCUCUUGUCGUCUGGGUAAUCUGCAUUUUGGGUCCUAACCAUCCCCUCAACGUGACACUGACCCUGAUGAGUUUAAAUUUAUUCAAGUAAAAUUAACUCAUCAAAAGAUUUUUCCUGUAAAAUUGAUUAAUUAUUUUUUGACUGAAGGGACUAAAGCUCAAAGUGUUUAUUUAAAUGCGUUGAAUGAUUUUUUUUACAGUGUUAAGGAAAGAUGACAAUCAAAGUUUUAUGAAGUAUUUCAUUCCUAAGCAGUCCAGGCCACACCUUCCUGUAUCUAAUUAGCACGACUCCCUCACUAUAGAGGCUAAUGACUCAUCAGAGGGGAGGGGUACUCAGAGUAGUUUCUGCUCAUUAAACAACAAUAGACAGCUACAGCUUAUGAGCUCUAAAUCAGAAUUGACAGAAGUGAAUGAUGAGAGGCCAAAACGUCUUCAAGAAACCACAGAGACGUCCAGUUGCCGUCAUCUGAACCGUUUGGAUGACACGACUGAGAACCUUCACCAGUACAAGUAUUUUUGUUAUAGUUCUUUGAGAAAAGUUUGUAUCAUCAGCAGUUCUGAGCUGUCCAAGAACCAGAAAUUGGUAUCGGUGCUGCAAACAGAAUCAUUAUGAUCUGAGCUUUUUCAACAAUGUUUUUUUCUGAUCGAUUUUUGCUGUUUGAGUCCGUUUUUCUUUAUUCUCAGAGGCACCAAAGUGGUUUAAAAACUUAAAUAAUCAUUUUCAAAUGUGACAUAAUUGCAAUUUUUGUUCCAUUUUCUCCAUUAAUUCCUUUCUACUGUGUUAGUGGGCGCCUGCGUGAAGGUUUAUUAUGGGCGGGCUGUUGGUGCAGGUCAUCAAGGUCUAACGGAAACGCUGCGAUGAAAACACGCAGAAUGGUGAGGACGGCGUUCAGCGCGCGGCGGUCGGAUGCAUGUCCUGCAGUCUUUUGAAUUGUUUUGGAUCAAAAUGUCAAACAUGACCGUGAUCCCGGUGGCGGAGGCCUCCAACAUCACCUCAGAGUGCGGCUGGUUCAGCCAGGACAACCAGACGGAGGCGCGCGUAAUGGCGCGGAUGGACUCUGCUGAUGCUGAACACAUUUUCUACUCAUUGAUGCCGUUUGGAGCCGCGGCUCCGGUUCUGAUCGUUGUUUUUAUUGCUCUGAGUAUCUGUUCUUUAGUGCUGAACCUGCUGAUUCUGUUUAACAUCGAGGAGUCUGAGGACCUCUCCUGGCAGCCGCGCUUUGUCCUCUGUAAGAACCUGAUUGUGAGUGAUGUCCUGCAGACACUCACCUUUGCGUCGGCGGUCAUCUACUCACUGGUCCGGCACCAAGCCAUGGCGUUUGGCUCCUGGUGUUACAUUCAGAACUUUGUGGGCACGGUCACUGUUUUCUGUAGCCUUACCAGCAUCACCUCCAUGGCUCUGGAGCGCUACUUAUACGUGUGUUUUGCGCUCAAGUACACCGUGAUUGUUACAGAGGAGAGGGUUCGGACAGCUGUGCUGGCAGUCUGGGUUUAUUCAGUCUCCAUGGGUCUCGUCAGCACGAGCAUGCUGCUGUACAAAGGAAGGGAAGUGGAGACUGAGCCAUACACCAUGGGACUGAUGUGUGAGCCGGACACGAUGGAGCAGCACCUGGGCUUCCCUCGCGCUCAUUCCAUCUUUCGCAAAGCGUUUGGCAGCAUCACUCUGCUGAUGUGCUUGCUGGCCCACACCUUCUCCUACUUCAGGAUGUACCAGAACGCGAGCAACGCAGUGGUGCCUUUCAACGAGGUGAACAACGCAGCGCGCAAGACGGUGAUGUUUUACUGCGGGAUGCUGCUCCUGCAGCUGCUGCCGCUGCUCUUUAAGGUCGCCUCGGACGCGCUGUGGGAGUUCAAGGGAACCGAUGGGAGGAAGCACUCCUCGUGGUUUAACUCGGGCUGCACCCCAUCGGGUAUCGCGGCGGUGUUUCACGUGUCCCUGCUCGUCAUGCUUUUGGUGCCACCGUGCGUAAACCCGCUGGUGUAUGGACUGAGGAACGCGGAGAUUCGCAAAGCGAUGGCCAAACUGUGGCGGAGGCGCGCAGAGAACAGAAUCAUGCACGAGCCUCCAAGAGACGCGAUGCGGCUCAGGAACGUUGCGCAGCAUCAGUACCUGGCUGAGGCGGCUUAGGCUUGGUUUAGUCGCACGUGCACCGUGCGUAAAAUUAAUAGUCUGAUCUCGAAAUGUGCUAAAUUGUUAUAGCAGCGGAAAUCAGGAAAAGCCAACAAAAGGCUGUUUUGUCUGUUUACAACAAAGUUUUUGAUAAUCACGCACUGCACAAAUAUUGAACACUUUCUGAUGCAAACGCGUGCCGUGAUGCAACGUGGCUUGCCUCCGACGCACAACAUGAACGUGAGACUCUGGAUUCUGAUGUCAAACCACUCCGAGACAACCGUUACUUUAAUUUUGCUGCGAUGUGACAGAAGUUUGCUUGUAAAACUCUCUAAUUGUCCCGUUUUAUGUGACUUGAAGUGAAUGUUGUGACAUCAGCUAUGCACGCUUUUGGGAUGAUUGUCAAACGUUUAUUUUGUUUAUUUGUGUACAUAUAAACAUGUAAUAUAUGACCAUGUUAGCCCAUAAUUGAACGAAAUCACAUCUAUUUUUCUGUCAAUUUUCAAAAUAAGAGCUUAAAAGUUUAGGUUUGCUUUUAAAAUAUUUUUGCUGCAAAAAAGACAUUGUGUGAGCGCGUGCGUGUGUGCGUGUGUGUGUGUGUGUUUGCAUUGCCUUGAUUAAAAUUAUUGUCCAUUAAAUGUUUCUUUCAAACAUUCAGAGAAUUAAGAUUUUAGUGUUGAAACAACGAACACUGAGAAUAAAGUUUACUGAAAAAACAAAACAAUAAAUCAUUUAACCCUCCCACUGUCCUAUUGGGUGACCCCAGCAGGAAAGUUGACCUUUGAGCAAGUUUAUCCCUGGAGUCGGGAGUGAGCUCCACCUCACCCCUGCCACACGGACCUCAACCCUGCUCAAAGGUCAACUUUCCUGGUAGGGUCAAUAGGACAGUGGGAGGGUUAAAAACAUGAAAAAUUAUGAUGUUGUCUGCUGUUUCCUGCAUUUUCCAAAAA